Lagenorhynchus albirostris (white-beaked dolphin) is the source of this 3678-nucleotide messenger RNA. RefSeq names its product acyl-CoA synthetase short chain family member 1 (gene ACSS1). The transcript is spliced from 14 exons. Gene Ontology annotation, molecular function: AMP binding; acetyl-CoA synthetase activity. Gene Ontology annotation, cellular component: mitochondrion. The record is from RefSeq and is a predicted model, not a curated record. NCBI's taxonomy places the organism in Eukaryota, Metazoa, Chordata, Mammalia, Artiodactyla, Delphinidae. Bases 8 to 2338 code for a protein of 776 amino acids.
AGGCGCGAUGGCGGCGCGCUGCUUGGGCCGCGGUGUCGUACGGCUCCUGGGCGGCCUUCGCGGGGUGGGCGCGCGGGGCUUGGCGGCCCCCCGGCUCUGGGGCAGCGCCUCCGCCCCCGCCGCGCCGGCCGGCUCGUACCAGGAGCGGAUCGCGCUGGCCGCCAGCGAGCCGGCAGCCUUCUGGGGGCCGCUGGCGCGGGAUGUGCUCGUGUGGGACACUCCCUACCACACUGUGAGCGACUGCGACUUCCGCAGCGGCAGGAUCGGCUGGUUCCUGGGAGGCCAGUUGAACGUGUCCGUCAACUGCUUGGAUCAGCAUGUUCGGAAGUCCCCGGAGAGCGUCGCUUUGAUCUGGGAGCAGGAUGAGCCUGGAACUGAAGUGAGGAUCACCUACAGGGAACUGCUGGAGACCACGUGCCGCCUGGCCAACACGCUCAAGAGGCAUGGAGUCCACCGAGGGGACCGGGUAGCCAUCUACAUGCCUGUCUCCCCGCUGGCUGUGGCCGCAAUGCUGGCUUGCGCCAGGAUUGGAGCCAUCCACACUGUUGUCUUUGCUGGCUUCAGUGCGGGGUCCUUGGCUGCGAGGAUCAAUGAUGCCAAGUGCAAGGUGGUUAUCACCUUCAACCAAGGACUCCGGGGAGGGCGUGUGGUGGAGCUGAAGAAGAUUGUGGACGAAGCCAUAAAGCUCUGCCCAACCGUCCAGCAUGUCCUCGUGGCUCACAGGACAGACAACAAGGUCCACAUGGGGGAUCUGGACAUCCCCCUUGAGCAGGAAAUGGCCAAGGAGGAGCCAGUGUGCGCCCCAGAGAGCAUGGGGAGUGAGGACACGCUCUUCCUGCUGUACACCUCGGGGAGCACUGGGACACCCAAGGGGCUUGUCCACACCCAGGCGGGCUACCUGCUGUACGCCGCUGUGACGCACCGGUUUGUGUUUGACUACCGGCCAGGUGACGUCUUUGGCUGCGUGGCUGACAUCGGCUGGAUUACGGGACACAGCUAUGUGGUGUACGGGCCUCUGUGCAAUGGAGCGACCAGCGUCCUUUUUGAGAGCACCCCGGUUUACCCCGACGCUGGUCGGUACUGGGAGAUGGUGCAGAGGUUGAAGAUCAAUCAGUUCUAUGGAGCCCCGACGGCCUUCCGGCUGCUGCUGAAAUUCGAGGAUUCCUGGGUGAAGAAGUAUGACCGCUCCUCCCUGCGGACCCUGGGCUCAGUGGGAGAGCCGAUCAACCACGAGGCCUGGGAGUGGCUGCACAGAGUGGUGGGGGACAGCCGGUGCACGCUGGUGGACACCUGGUGGCAGACCGAAACGGGGGGCAUCUGCAUCUCGCCGCGGCCCUCGGAGGAGGGGGCAGAAAUCCUGCCCUGCAUGGCGAUGAGGCCCUUGUUUGGCAUCGUCCCUGUUCUCAUGGAUGAGAAGGGAAAUGUCCUGAAGGGUGGAGAUGUGUCCGGGGCUCUGUGCCUGUCCCAGGCCUGGCCAGGCAUGGCCCGGACCAUCUUCGGAGAUCACCAGCGAUUCGUGGACGCCUACUUCAAGGCCUACCCGGGUGAGACUUUCCUGCCGCCGCUGGACUUGGUCUCAGAACCGUUUCCGAGGGGCCGGGGGUUGCGUGAACGCUCCCUCCUUUCCUUACCUCUGAGCCAGGAGCAGUCCAGCUCGGGGUUCUCCCAGGGGCUCAGGCCAUGGGCUCCCAGGAGAAGAGCAGGACGCCACCUUGGCGACAAUCGUGGUGGCUCCAGGCCUCCCCCCGGUCUCCAUGUCGUUGUCUUCCCGACUUGUGUCGUGUUGUUUGGUGGGAGUUCACGUACACGUGUGCCCCUGGAAACCGAUGCUCUGCAGUCGCAAGCACGCUACUACUUCACAGGAGACGGGGCUUACCGAACUGAGGACGGCUACUACCAGAUCACGGGGCGGAUGGACGACGUCAUCAACAUCAGCGGCCACCGGCUGGGGACGGCGGAGAUUGAGGACGCCAUGGCUGACCACCCUGCAGUGCCCGAGACCGCCGUCAUCGGCUACCCGCACGACAUCAAGGGAGAAGCUGCGUUUGCCUUCAUCGUGUUGAAAGAUGACGCGGGUGACGCAGACGUGGUGGUGAAGGAGCUCCGGUCGGUGGUGGCCUCCAAGAUCGCCAAGUAUGCGGUGCCCGACCAGGUCCUGGUAGUGAAGCGUCUUCCAAAAACUCGGUCUGGAAAAGUCAUGCGGAGGCUCCUGAGGAAGAUCGUCACAGGCGGAGCUCAGGACCUGGGGGACAUCACCACAAUGGAGGACCCCACUGUCAUCACGGAGAUACUGAGUGCCUACCAGGAGUACAAAGACAAGUGGGGGGCCGCCCAGUGACGAUGGCUCUGCCGAGACCCCAAGCCAGGCCCCGAACUUACGCUCCUAGAACACAGCUCCCGAGUCGGCUUGUUCCUAGACGCCCCAGCGGAACCCACGCUACCCUCCACGCGAAGCCCCAAGUCCCUGCCUUCCCUCUACGUGGGGACCCAUGACAGGUCCUCACACAGGGUGAGCUUUCUCCCACUUGCCCUGAAUUUGGUUUCCCGGUGAAAAGUCCAUCACCUCCAUUCCCGUGCCUUCCCGACAGCACAGGAAGGUGGAGCCCCUGUGCCUGCUCAGGUGACUGGCAACUACAAGCAGUCAUGUUUUCUCCAGGUGUUUCUAGAAACGCAAGGUGGAAAUUUUAUUUUUAUACUUUUAUAUUUUAGAAGAAAAAUGGUGCAAACACAUACGUGCAAUGUGUGGUUUACUUGUACACACUCUUCUUAACACUUAUGAAAAGCUCCUUCUUUGCUUCCGCUCUUGGGGAAAUGUGGAGGGUUGGAGGGUGCACUUUUGGGUACCAUUUGGCCUACUUGAAAUCCGAAUUGGAAAUGUUUGUGCCUCUGUCUGAACACAGCCAUCUUGAAAUCUCUCAAGCCCACAGCAUCUGUUUUUGGUGUAUGUUUCCACUUCUCUUGGUUUGUGUGUGAUGAAACCUAACUGCUAAAAGCACCUGUGGGGAUGGGCUCCCUUUUCAGCUCUGAAGGGCUCCGGUCACAUGUGGUUUCUGCAGCUUGCGGUCUGGAAACAUUCCCCUCCCCCCCGGCCUUGGACACUCAGCAGCCAGUUGGCGCGCUCCAUGCCUAGGGCUGUUCAGGGAAGCCAGGGACUCAGUAAUGCAGCCGGAACUGGGUCCCUGAAAACUGCCCUACCUCCCUACUCUGAGCCAUGUCUUUCCCUUUUCCAAUGUGCCUUCGGUUCUCUGGACUUAGCAAGACAACGUCGACCAUUAGGUUGCAAAGUGCCUAUUGGUAGCCAAGCACGAGAGGGACCACUUGUGGAGUGCAGGGCGGGUGGCCUGCUGAGCUGGGUCCUGGAGGACAGGGAGGGCUGCCUCAACCUGCACCCCACAGAGGGCGGUACCCUGCAGCUGUGCAGGUGUUCACGGGGACCUGGAGUGCUCAACACCCGCCAUACGUGGCUGUGCUGGCCUCUCGGUGACAAGGUGAGGACGGGUGGUCUUGGCUGUAGCACAGAUUGGCAGCUCUCACCACCUGUACCGGCAGCAGUUUGCUGGACUUAGCAGAUUAUGGUUAGGGCGCUACUUAUGAAAUGACAGCUAUGAACUGGGACAGCGACCAGUGCUUCAAAAUGAUCUGCAGGGCUGUUCAAAUAAGGCUUUAUUUCGUUCAUUC